AUGCGUGCGGCGACGGGUUUCCUGGCGCUUCUCGGCACAGCCCAGGCAGUCCAUCAAUUCAGGCCUCGCUCGGUCAACGACGCCGGUCCCAGCGAUGUGACGCCGAGGAGAUACAUCGUCGAGUUGAAAUCGCGACUCCACGGUUCCCGCGUGGCUUCCAAAGCUGCGUCCGGGUUUCCUGGACUUCGAGUUGUGAAGCAAUUCGACUCGGACAUAUUUCCGGGCUUGGCGGUCGAAUGCGAUAGCGAAUGCACGGUUGACUCUAUCAGAGCAUCCUUGGACAACUUCGCCGAUGAGACAGUUGUCGCUUCUGUUUACAAAUCUCAGGUCUUGCAACUGCUGCCGACAGUCGAGGGCGAGUCCUUCAGCGACGACGCUGCCGCGCAGAACUACUCGGUUCAUGGGCUCACCGGAGUCGAAAAGUUGCACGAAGACGGCAUUCUCGGAGAAGGCGCUAUUGUUGCUAUUGUCGACAGCGGUGUUCAGUACACUCAUCCAGCGCUUGGCGGGGGCAUCGGCGACAACUUCACGGUCGCCGGAGGAUAUGAUCUGGUCGGCGAUGCGUGGCCCGACGCGCCUGCUCAGCCGGACAACGAUCCCAUGGACAGGGUUGGACACGGAACCCAUGUGGCCGGCAUCAUUGCCGGAAAUAGUGAACAGUUUGUUGGUGUCGCUCCUAAGGCCAAGCUUCUCUCUUUCAAGGUCUUCGGCACCACCGGGUAUUCAAACGAAGAGACUGUGAUCGAGGGCUUUCUCAAAGCCUUCGACUCCGGGGCGGAUAUCAUCAGCGCCAGUGUGGGAGAGGGCAGCGGCUUCACCAACAACGCUCUCGCCGUCGUCGCAUCCAGGAUUGUUGACAAUGGCGUCGUGGUCGUCUUUGCCGCCGGCAACUCCGGACAAGACGGCCCCUUCAUCAUGGCAAACGGCGCUUCGGGAGAGCAUGUCUUGACUGUUGCGUCCAGCGACCCCGGUGUCUUCCCGGCCCAGGCAUUCUCUGCCGACUUCAACCUCGAUGGUCAGUUGAACAAGACUCAGGUCGCCUACGUCCCCGGAUCAGGAUUCUUCCCGGCCACAAUUGCCAACUGGCCUAUCAAGCCCGUCACCCUGAACGCAUCAGUUGAGAAUGAUGCCUGCGAAGCGCUUCCGGGAGACACUCCUCCGCUCAACGAGACUGUAGUCCUCGUGAGACUCGGUGGUUGUACCACCACAACCAAGCACGACAACGUUGCCGCUUUCGGGGCACAAUACAUCCUGUUCUACAACAACGAUGGCCCGUAUCAGAGCCCAGUCAGCUCCAACAAGAACGGUCUUACUGGGGCCAUCGAAGCAAAUGCCGGAGAAGCGAUCAUCUCCACGAUUAUUGCCGGCGGCAACGUCACCGCGUCUUUCGAUGUCGACACCGCUCACUAUGUGGGAAUCCAAAAUGCCGGUGGCGGACGUCCUGCCCUGUACUCAUCUUGGGGUAGCACAUAUGACCUUGCCCUCAAGCCAGAUGUGUCGGGUCCUGGAACCAAGAUUCUCAGCACAUACCCGACCAACGAGUACCGCGUCCUCAGUGGCACGAGUAUGGCCACUCCUUAUCUUUCUGGCAUUGCUGCGCUCUGGGUGAGCAAGUUCGGCGGGCGGUCGGCGCACAAAGAUGAUCCCGAGUGGGCAAAACGACUCAUUGCCCGUAUCACAUCGACUGCUCGUGCUGUGCCGUGGGCAGACUGGGCGACCAGCGCCACCGACUACGGAUUCUGGGCGCCCACGACACAGGUCGGCGGAGGCUUCGUUGAUGCGGAAAGGGUAUUGAGCUACACCACCGAGCUGGGUUUCGACGGCCGGAAGUUCGAGUUGAAUGAUACCGCGCACUUUACCGGCAAACACUCUGUCGAGAUUACAAACCGUGGUACUGAGUCUGUCACGUACAGUUUCUCGCUGCAAGACGCCGGAGGAUACGAGCCGUAUGAGCCUUCGGUUGCUGGACAACAGCAAUCCUUCGUUCCGGGCUUCCAUCUCUACGCCGAGAUCAACCCCGUGAAGAUGACGCCUGAGGUUGUGCUGCCUGCCGAAAUUGCAGUUGGACCGGGCGAAACACACGCUGUUGAAUUCACAUUCCAGGCUCCGCAAGACGUUAACGCCACGAGAUUGCCAGUGUACAGUGGUAAGAUCCUCGUAAGCGGCAGCAAUGGCGAAGAGCUAGGCGUGCCCUACUUUGGUGUUGCAAGUGAUUUGAACAAGACGAUUGAAAACAUCUGGGACUACGGUUGGAACGUGCCGUACAUCGUCUCCGGGAUAUUCGAUGUCAAACUUGACCAGAAGUCGAACUUCACAUUCAAUCUGACCAGCGGUGCUCAAGACUUUCCCAGGCUCAACACCAAGUUUGCUUGGGGCACACAAGAAGUGCGGUGGGAUAUCUUCCACGCCAACUACACGGAAUCCGAGUGGUCCUACCCUCCCCGUGUUGGCGAGAAGGGUUACGUAGGCUCAGCCACCAGCUGGAACGGCACUGACACUUCGGCUCGGUUUGUCCAAGGAGAAGACAGCGAGGACGACAUCUUCUCGUUCCCGGUAUAUACCCAGCCGCGGGACAGAUACCGUACGUUCUUCUGGCUCGGGAGAUUCGCCAACGGAUCUUAUGUACAGCCUGGAUCAUACAAAUUCCGUAUUGCUGCACUCAGGCCCUUUGGUAACCCGCAGGUUUCGGCCGACUGGGACAUUUGGAAGACGCCAGCGAUAACUGUGCUGCCCGGGAACACUUUUGGGGAUCUGUAG
This is a messenger RNA of Colletotrichum karsti, 2757 nucleotides long. RefSeq lists its product as uncharacterized. NCBI's taxonomy places the organism in Eukaryota, Fungi, Ascomycota, Sordariomycetes, Glomerellales, Glomerellaceae. Gene Ontology annotation, cellular component: cytosol; membrane; cell wall. The transcript has 10 exons. Gene Ontology annotation, biological process: proteolysis. The coding region runs from base 1 to 2757 and encodes 918 amino acids. The record is from RefSeq and is a predicted model, not a curated record. Gene Ontology annotation, molecular function: tripeptidyl-peptidase activity; serine-type endopeptidase activity.